AGACGGAAGAACAGGUGCUGCGGACCUGUCGGAUGUGCGGCAUAUUCCAGCUGAAUUAGAAGCGUAAAAUGUCAAAUAGCUGCAUGUUAUAUAUACAGUCACCCGCUUUCAGAUCCUGUUCACGGACGUUUGUAUGACACUUUAGCAAAUGAAGCUACAUUCGCCGUAACAUAGUAGAAAACUGCACAGCGCGGAGUCUAACCGGUUAGCCAUGCUACCGGCUGAUAGAAUCGGUUGCAUGGAGGGUUGCCUAACCGGUUAGCUAGGCUAGAGCCUAACUGAAACGCCUGCAUAACCAGGUGGCUAACCGGCUAAUUGAAGCGCAUGCUUAACGAGGUUCCUAACCGGCUAGCGGCUGACAGAAGAAGUUGCAUAGUGAGGUGGCUAACCGGCUACGUAAGUUAGUGACUGGUAGAAGAUUGUAUUCAUCACUUCCGUGAGCUCAGGUAAUUGUACCUGCAUGAAGACGACACACUGGUUUAUGUAUAAGGCCCGGAAUUAAUACAGAGUUCUACCAAAUGGACAAAGACAUGUCUGACAGGGAGCUUAAAGAGGCAUUUGUGAGCAACUUAAAUGGAACAAGCCUUGGUGAAGUGUCCCUGGGCUGUUUCCUUGCCCCUCUCUGUUUGCUCAGCAGGGGACUUUUUCUUCUUAUAUAUCACCAUUGUCAAGGCAUCCUUCCACUUUCCAGUAAGAUGCACCUUCUCCUGGACUUCAGCAUUAUCAUUCUGCCCCUUGUCCUAUCCUGCACAAUACUAAGUGACAUCCUUCACCUUGUCAUUGUGAGCAUGGCAGUGGUAAAUAUCACUCUGCUUAUCUACGUGCACCAUAUCAAAAAGCGCAGAAUCUGCUUGCCCAUCCAAAGUGAGAUCAAGAACUUUUUGUCAAUGAACCUGGAGAUGGAUCGCGUCCCUUUCGUGACCGCCUUCCGAGUCCUUGUGAACGUGAAGACUGCGAUUAGCAUCCUUGCGGUUGAUUUCAGCGUGUUUCCAAGACGCUAUGCGAAAACCGAAACCUAUGGGACUGGGGUUAUGGAUUUUGGAGUUGGAGCGUACAUUUUGGCCAAUUCUCUGGUUUGCCCUGAAGUGCGGAAGAAAGAGGGACGGGUGUCUACGUUUAGCGAUGUGUUUAAGCAAUUGCUGUCUGUCUGGCCAUUGAUCUUUCUAGGAAUGGCGAGGUUGAUAAGUCUCAAAGUGUCAGGGUACCAUGAGCAUAUGUCAGAGUAUGGAGUACACUGGAACUUCUUUUUCACACUGGCUAUAGUUCGAAUGGUUGCCUCAGUGCUGUUGGCUAUAUUCUCAAUAAAGAAGUCAUGGAUUUUGGGUUUUAUUAUUGCAGUAGCUUAUCAGAUGACUCUUGAGGCAACUGAGUUAAAGUCCUUUAUUCAAGAUAGUGAUAGAACCAGAGGAUUUUUAAGCGCCAACAAAGAGGGGUUGUUUUCAGUCAUAGGUUACAUAGCAAUUUAUAUGAUUGGGGUUCAAAUAGGAUUUUAUGUAAUGAAAAACAGAACCCUGGUUAAAGACUGGAUCAGAGCAAUAUGUAACCUUCUUUUGGGAAGUGUUGUAUUGUGGGUGUUUUUGUAUCCUUGUCAGGUAUUUUUAGAGCCAGUCUCACGCAGGAUGGCAAACCUUUCCUUCUGUAUCUGGACUGUAGCCCAGUCCCUCCUUUUCCUUUCCCUUUUAAGCAUUGCAGAUCUAAUUCUGACCUUUGCAAAAAUGUUAUCAAAUUGUUCGCUGGUGUCCUGCUCAUGGGAUCCAGUAAAACAUAGCAAUCCCGAAAGCGUAGUGCUUCACAAGGAAGUUAAGCGGAAACUCGAAGGUCUCUGUCUCAUUCAAGCUGUGAACAGGAACCAGCUGUUAUUUUUCAUGUUGGCCAACAUCAUGACUGGACUGACCAAUGUAUUAGUAGAUACAGUUAAUAGCCAUGAUUUGAUUGCAGUGUGUAUACUCAUUUCAUACAUGUUUAUCACUAGUUUUAUCACAUAUGUUUUACAUCGUAAGGAAAUUACACUGAAAUUCUGGUAACAUAUGAAUGUGGCACAUGAAGUGUAAUAUGUAAUCUGUACAUAAUUCUUUAAAUAAAUAAUGCAUGUGGCUAAUAAAA
Brienomyrus brachyistius is the source of this 2103-nucleotide messenger RNA. RefSeq names its product phosphatidylinositol glycan anchor biosynthesis, class W (gene pigw). Gene Ontology annotation, cellular component: endoplasmic reticulum; membrane. The record is from RefSeq and is a predicted model, not a curated record. Gene Ontology annotation, molecular function: glucosaminyl-phosphatidylinositol O-acyltransferase activity. Bases 519 to 2024 code for a protein of 501 amino acids. The transcript is spliced from 2 exons. Gene Ontology annotation, biological process: protein localization to plasma membrane; GPI anchor biosynthetic process. NCBI's taxonomy places the organism in Eukaryota, Metazoa, Chordata, Actinopteri, Osteoglossiformes, Mormyridae.